This is a messenger RNA of Tripterygium wilfordii, 7545 nucleotides long. Its product is annotated as glutamate synthase [NADH], amyloplastic. Bases 512 to 7168 code for a protein of 2218 amino acids. The transcript is spliced from 22 exons. Gene Ontology annotation, molecular function: glutamate synthase (NADH) activity; flavin adenine dinucleotide binding; iron-sulfur cluster binding. Lineage: Eukaryota; Viridiplantae; Streptophyta; Magnoliopsida; Celastrales; Celastraceae. The record is from RefSeq and is a predicted model, not a curated record.
UAGAGAGACUAGUUUAGCGCCGCACGAGCAACGCCGUCUCUAUCUUGUCGGUGCUCUGCCAUAUUCCCCCGCCUCCACUGCCCCUCUCUCUCUACAAUCCACUCUCUCUUGUUGUUGCCGUCCAAAUAUCUGCGAUCUUCAGUUGUUAGCUGUUUGUUUGCUUUCUUCUUCUUUCUUCUCCUUCGAAGAUUGGCAGAUCUCGGAGGUCACGUCCGCACGUGCUUAAAUAACCGGGAUUUUCCUUGAUUUGGAGACCGAAUUUCGGUUUCGAUUUUGUUUCCUUUGAAUCUUUUUCUUCGUUUUCUCGGGCAGAAAUAGGAAAUAAAAGUCUUAUCAGAUCUUCUCAGGAUCAGGCUCUGGAUUCAAAUACCGGAUCUGAAGCGAAAUCCUUAUCCCGAUGAAAGCACAAAUCUAAUUUAUUCCUGGUCAAAUCUAAAUUAUAUUCACUCAAAAGAACCGAAGAAGUUAAAAUCGGAUAUAUAGUUUUGGAUAAUUUCUUGGUUUUCCAAUAAUGUCUUCGAGUUCCGGUACCGGUUCUCUCCUCCGGCCACGAACGGCCACUUCGCCAGCUCUGCCUUCACUCCACAGGCCAUCUAUAGCUUCUCAAUUCAUUGUGUCUCCGGUAUCUCGCCUGAUUAACAGGGGCGCACGAUGCUCUGCUUCUAGGAGGUCGAUGAUUGUUGAGAAGAAGUUUUUUGGAGCAAGAUUAAGGGCUCCUGGAUCCGAGGGCCUCCACGUAUGGCGGUCGGAAGGGCCAGGAAGGUCCCCGAAGCUCCGAGUGGUGGUCCGUUCUGCAUUGUCCGGGGUCCCCGAUAGGCCUCUCGGCCUUUACGAUCCGUCGUUUGAUAAGGACUCAUGUGGGGUCGGCUUCGUCGCGGAACUUUCCGGCGAAAGCAGUCGCAAAACGGUGACGGAUGCUUUGGAGAUGUUGAUAAGGAUGACACACAGGGGUGCUUGUGGAUGUGAAGCCAACACUGGUGAUGGAGCUGGAGUACUUGUGGCUCUUCCUCAUGAUUUCUAUAAGGAGGUUGUCAAGGAUGUAGGGUUUGAGCUACCACCACCAGGGCAAUAUGCAGUUGGUAUGUUCUUUAUGCCCACUUUAGAGAACCGUAGGGAGGAAAGCAAAAAGGCCUUUGCCAAGGUUGCAGAGUCUCUUGGUCAUACAGUCCUUGGGUGGCGAUCAGUGCCAACGGAUAACACUGGGUUGGGAAGUUCUGCUUUGCAAACCGAACCUUUUAUUGAGCAAGUAUUCCUUACACCUACACCCAAGUCAAAGGCUGGUUUGGAGCAACAGAUGUAUAUACUUAGGAGACUUUCAAUGGUUGCUAUUCGAUCUGCCUUAAACCUUCCAUAUGGUAGUGAUAGAGACUUGUAUAUCUGCUCUCUUUCCUCAAGGACUGUUGUCUACAAAGGUCAGUUAAAGCCCGAUCAAUUGAAGGAUUACUAUUAUGCUGAUCUUGGCAAUGAAAGGUUUACGAGCUACAUGGCCCUGAUACACUCUCGAUUUUCUACCAAUACAUUUCCUAGCUGGGACCGUGCUCAACCCAUGCGUAUUUUGGGCCAUAAUGGGGAAAUUAACACACUAAGAGGCAAUGUCAACUGGAUGAAGGCACGUGAGGGUCUAUUGAAGUGCAAGGAUCUUGGUCUGUCAAAGCAUGACAUGGAGAAGCUUCUUCCCAUUGCUGAUGCUACUUCUUCUGAUUCGGGAGCUUUUGACGGCGUUCUUGAACUUCUGGUUCGAGCUGGUAGAAGUCUUCCUGAAGCUAUAAUGAUGAUGAUUCCCGAAGCAUGGCAAAAUGAUAAGAAUAUGGAUCCUCAUCGGAAGGCCCUGUAUGAAUACUUCUCAGCACUUAUGGAACCUUGGGAUGGGCCUGCUCUUAUCUCAUUCACUGAUGGCCGCUACCUAGGAGCUACAUUGGAUCGAAAUGGACUGCGUCCGGGUAGGUUUUACAUAACGCAUAGUGGACGAGUUAUUAUGGCCAGUGAAGUUGGUGUCGUGGAUAUUCCCCCCGAAGAUGUGCUUAGGAAAGGAAGACUCAACCCUGGCAUGAUGCUUCUGGUGGAUUUUGAGAAGCAUGCUGUUGUAGAUGAUGAAGCCUUGAAGCACCAAUAUUCGCUGGUGAGGCCUUAUGGGAAGUGGCUCGAAAGGCAAAAAAUUGUCCUCAAGGACAUAAUUGAAUCAGUUCCAGCGUCUGAAAAGGUUGCUCCAACCAUAGCUGGGGUUGUAAAAGCAACCAGUGAUGAUGACGAUAUGGAGACUACGGGCAUUCAAGGUUUAUUGGCUCCGCUAAAAGCCUUUGGUUAUACCGUUGAAGCCUUGGAGAUGUUGUUGCUUCCCAUGGCAAAAGAUGGUACCGAGGCUCUCGGUUCAAUGGGAAAUGAUACUCCCCUGGCAGUUAUGUCUAAUAGAGAAAAACUUACUUUUGAGUACUUCAAGCAAAUGUUUGCUCAAGUAACAAACCCACCAAUUGAUCCUAUUCGAGAAAAAAUAGUCACUUCAAUGGAAUGCAUGAUUGGUCCAGAAGGUGAUCUGACAGAAACAACUGAAGAACAGUGUCAUCGUCUCUCCUUGAAAGGCCCUCUUCUAUCCAUUGAUGAGAUGGAAGCAAUUAAAAAGAUGAAUUAUAGAGGUUGGCAAAGCAAAGUUCUUGAUAUAACUUAUGCAAAAAAUCGUGGUAGGAAAGGAUUGGAGGAGACUUUGGACAGGAUCUGUGCUGAAGCCCUUGAUGCCAUAAAUGAGGGAUAUACAUUAUUGGUACUCUCGGACAGAGCAUUCUCAUCAAGUCGCGUUGCUGUGAGCUCUCUCCUAGCUGUUGGUGCUGUCCAUCACCAUCUUGUGAAAAAGCUUGCGCGAACUCGAAUAGGGUUGAUAGUUGAAUCAGCCGAACCACGUGAAGUGCACCAUUUCUGUACUUUGGUUGGUUUCGGUGCAGAUGCCAUUUGCCCAUACUUAGCUAUAGAAGCCAUCUGGCGAUUGCAGGUUGAUGGUAAGAUUCCACCAAAAGCUAAUGGCGAGUUUCAUUCGGAAAAGGAGCUUGUCAAGAAGUACUUCAAGGCAAGCAACUAUGGAAUGAUGAAAGUUCUUGCCAAAAUGGGCAUAUCAACUUUAGCCUCAUACAAGGGUGCUCAGAUAUUUGAAGCUCUGGGCCUUUCAUCUGAAGUGAUCCAGAAGUGCUUCGCAAGAACCCCAAGCAGAGUUGAGGGAGCAACUUUUGAAAUGCUUGCUCGUGAUGCACUUCAUUUGCAUGAAAUAGCCUUCCCCUCUCGGGUUUUUCCGCCCGGAAGUGCAGAAGCAGUUGCACUGCCCAACCCUGGUGAUUACCAUUGGAGGAAAGGUGGUGAAAUUCAUCUGAAUGAUCCUCUUGCUAUAGCAAAGCUGCAAGAAGCUGCCAGGAGUAACAGUGUCGCUUCCUAUAAGGAGUACUCAAAGCGUGUUCAGGAACUAAACAAAGCUUGCAAUUUGCGUGGGCUUCUGAAGUUUAAAGAAGCAGAGAUAAAAGUUCCCUUGGACGAAGUGGAACCUGCAAGUGAAAUUGUGAAAAGAUUUUGCACUGGGGCCAUGAGUUAUGGAUCGAUAUCAUUGGAGGCACACACAACGCUAGCCAUGGCAAUGAAUCAAAUUGGAGGGAAAUCAAACACAGGUGAGGGAGGGGAAGAACCAUCACGUAUGGAGCCUCUUUCAAAUGGUUCAAUGAAUCCAAAGAGGAGUGCAAUCAAACAGGUUGCCAGUGGAAGAUUCGGAGUUUCAAGUUAUUACCUUACAAAUGCUGAUGAAAUCCAGAUAAAGAUGGCACAGGGGGCCAAGCCUGGUGAAGGAGGUGAACUUCCUGGCCACAAGGUUAUAGGAGAUAUUGCAGUCACCAGAAAUUCUACUGCUGGGGUUGGACUCAUUAGUCCACCUCCCCAUCAUGAUAUUUAUUCAAUUGAAGACCUUGCUCAAUUGAUUUACGAUCUCAAGAAUGCGAACCCUGCAGCUCGAAUAAGUGUCAAGUUAGUAUCUGAAGCUGGCGUGGGAGUGAUUGCUAGUGGGGUUGUGAAGGGGCAUGCUGACCACGUCUUGAUUGCAGGCCACGACGGUGGUACAGGGGCUUCUCGAUGGACUGGUAUCAAGAAUGCCGGGCUUCCUUGGGAACUUGGUUUAGCUGAGACCCACCAAACUCUGGUUGCUAAUGAUCUUCGAGGUCGCACAGUUCUGCAGACUGAUGGGCAACUAAAAACUGGAAGGGAUGUGGCCAUUGCAGCACUUCUUGGUGCCGAAGAGUUUGGGUUUAGCACAGCACCCCUCAUAACACUUGGGUGCAUCAUGAUGCGAAAGUGCCACAAAAACACUUGCCCCGUUGGCAUUGCUACUCAGGAUCCAGUUCUUCGGGAGAAGUUUGCUGGAGAACCUGAACAUGUUAUCAACUUUUUCUUCAUGUUGGCAGAGGAGUUGAGGGAAAUAAUGUCUCAGCUUGGUUUCCGUACAGUUAAUGAGAUGGUUGGUCGUUCAGAUAUGCUUGAAGUGGAUAAGGAAGUCACAAAGAACAAUGAGAAACUAGAGAACAUUGAUCUUUCCCUGUUACUUAAACCUGCUGCCGAAAUUAGGCCUGAAGCUGCUCAAUAUUGUGUGCAAAAGCAAGAUCAUGGCUUGGAUAUGGUUUUAGAUCAGAAGCUUAUUACACUCUCCAAAGCUGCUUUGGAAAAUGGUCUCCCUGUGUACAUUGAAACACCUAUUCGCAAUGUGAACCGUGCUGUUGGAACUAUGCUCAGCCAUGAGGUGACCAAACGUUACAACUUGAGUGGUCUCCCUGCUGAUACCAUCCAUAUCAAACUCUCUGGAAGUGCGGGGCAGAGCCUUGGGGCUUUCUUGUGCCCUGGUAUCUUGUUAGAGCUUGAAGGUGACAGCAAUGAUUAUGUUGGAAAAGGUUUGUCCGGAGGAAAGAUUGUAGUUUAUCCUCCGAAAGGUGGCAGAUUUGAUCCAAAAGAAAACAUUGUAAUUGGUAAUGUUGCCCUAUAUGGUGCCACAAGCGGGGAGGCAUACUUCAACGGCACAGCUGCAGAAAGAUUCUGUGUCCGUAAUUCAGGGGCAAGGGCAGUUGUGGAAGCUGUUGGUGAUCAUGGAUGCGAAUACAUGACAGGUGGGACUGUUGUUGUACUUGGAAAAACUGGCAGGAAUUUUGCUGCAGGUAUGAGUGGCGGUAUCGCUUUUGUUCUUGACGUGGAUGGAAAAUUUAGUUCUCGUUGCAAUCAUGAGUUGGUGGAUCUUGAUAAAGUUGAAGACAAGGAGGAUAUUAUGACACUGAGAAUGAUGAUACAACAACAUCAGCGUCACACAAAUAGCCAGCUAGCGAGAGAAGUCCUUGCUGACUACGAGAAUCUUCUUCCGAAAUUUGUAAAGGUAAUCCCCAGGGAUUACAAACGUGUUCUGGCAAGCAUGAAACAAGAAGCCUCAAAAGAUGAUUUGGAGAAUACUGGAAAAGAAGCUGAGGAACAAGAUGAGAAAGAGUUAGUGGAGAAAGAUGCUUUUGAAGAGCUCAAGAAGAUGGCAGCAGCAUCCUUGAAAGAACAGUCCAGUGAGAAGCUAGAAGGAUCUGAACCAUUGAAGAGGCCUACUAGGGUUGCUGAUCCUGUUAAACAUAGAGGUUUUGUUGCUUAUGAGCGGGAAGGCGUUCAAUACAGGGAUCCAAAUGUUAGAAUGAAUGAUUGGAAGGAAGUCAUGGAACAAACAUUGCCUGGCCCACUUCUAAAGACCCAGUCAGCACGUUGCAUGGACUGUGGUACUCCAUUCUGCCAUCAGGAGAACUCCGGAUGCCCUCUUGGCAAUAAAAUACCUGAAUUCAAUGAAUUAGUGUACCAAAACAGAUGGCAUGAAGCUUUGGAUCGGCUCCUUGAAACAAAUAACUUUCCGGAGUUCACUGGCCGAGUGUGCCCUGCACCUUGUGAAGGUUCUUGCGUUCUUGGUAUAAUUGAGAAUCCUGUAUCUAUCAAAAACAUUGAAUGUGCCAUCAUAGACAAGGCCUUUGAGGAAGGUUGGAUGGUGCCGCGGCAUCCACCACUGAGAUCUGGGAGAAGAGUUGCUAUUGUUGGGAGUGGGCCUGCAGGAUUGGCCGCCGCUGAUCAGCUUAAUAGAAUGGGCCACUGGGUGACAGUGUAUGAGCGUGCUGAUCGAAUUGGUGGGCUUAUGAUGUAUGGAGUUCCCAACAUGAAGACUGAUAAAGUCGAUAUAGUUCAAAGGCGUGUAAAUCUUAUGGCUGAGGAAGGCAUCAAUUUUGUGGUUAAUGCUAAUGUUGGAUUAGAUCCUUUGUACUCUCUUGAUAGGCUACGAGAGGAGAAUGAUGCCAUAGUUCUGGCUGUUGGAGCCACAAAACCAAGGGACCUUCCUGUACCAGGGCGAGAUCUAUCAGGCGUCUAUUUCGCCAUGGAGUUUCUUCACGCAAAUACUAAAAGCCUUCUUGAUAGCAAUCACCAGGAUGGCAACUACAUAUCAGCCAAGGGCAAGAAAGUCGUGGUCAUUGGUGGAGGUGAUACUGGCACAGAUUGCAUUGGGACAUCUAUCCGGCAUGGUUGUAGUAGCGUUGUUAAUCUAGAGCUGCUUUCUCAGCCACCACAAACUAGAGCUCCAGGCAAUCCCUGGCCACAAUGGCCUCGCGUUUUCCGUGUAGAUUAUGGGCACCAGGAAACUGCUGCAAAGUUUGGCAAAGAUCCAAGAUCAUAUGAGGUGUUGACUAAGCGAUUUAUUGGAGAUGAAAAUGGGGUUGUUAAAGGUCUUGAGCUGGUACGUGUUCAAUGGGAGAAGGAUGCCAGCGGGAAGUUUCAAUUUAACGAGGUUGAGGGCUCAGAGGAAAUUAUUGAAGCUGACCUUGUCCUACUUGCAAUGGGCUUUCUUGGCCCCGAGUCGACUCUGGCAGACAAGUUAAGCUUGGAGCGAGACAAUCGAUCGAACUUCAAGGCAGAUUAUGGUCGUUUUUCAACAAAUGUUGAAGGGGUCUUUGCAGCUGGAGACUGUCGUCGUGGUCAGUCGUUGGUUGUAUGGGCAAUUUCAGAGGGAAGACAAACUGCUGCACAGGUUGACAAGUUCCUCUCAAAAGAAAAGAUAAACUCUGUUGAUGGGCACGAUGACCUUAUUAAGAGACACCGAGACCUUAACAAGAGGCAGCAAGACAGGAGCAAACACACGGUCAUGACAUAGGUAUCCUUUUGUUAUUCUUCUGCAAAGGCAUUGAUUGGUAUAAUAUAGGAUACAGAAGUUAUUUUGUUAUGGGUUGGCGGAAGCUGAUAUCUUGGACAAGAGGUGCAAUUUACUUCCUUGAAAUAUUGUGCUGGUGAGAAGUGGCUUGUGGAGCUUCUGGUUAAUAGGUUUUACUGUUUUAGGAUACAAGAAUGUCCUUGACAGUUGGUUCUUUAAAUGUGUUAUUUUUCAUAGGUCUCAUUUGAGCUUGUUUCAUGAUUUGUUACCUUGAUUGUUUCAAAGAAAUAAUGUACAGUUUUGUUUCUUGAACUUUGAUUUAGAAAUAUGUGGGGAAAUAUUGAUAUCCUUAUUUAAUAACAGUAUCAUGUUUCCUCUUA